This is a messenger RNA of Phytophthora nicotianae INRA-310, 827 nucleotides long. RefSeq lists its product as hypothetical. Lineage: Eukaryota; Oomycota; Peronosporomycetes; Peronosporales; Peronosporaceae. The transcript has a single exon. The record is from RefSeq and is a predicted model, not a curated record. Bases 1 to 486 code for a protein of 161 amino acids.
AUGUUCGUGGAGUUUGUACGCGGAGGACGAGUACGACGCGCUUGCUUCAUCAGGAACUCCGUCACGCGAGUACAGACAACCCCCAGUCGGACGGCAACCGCCAAGAAGCGUGGCGACCGCAGCCCAUCAUCUCCCGAAACAACUGCCAGCAAGAAGGCAAAACCAAACGAUGAUCCAAUGGGCGUUUUGUUAACAAUGGUUGGGUUGUUGGUAUCAGCUUGCAAGGCUGAAGCACUUAUCGUAAGCCAGAGCACGAAGCAGCUGCAAGGACGCGGGCUGAGCACCACAAAAUACCCGAUGGUAUACGAAAAUGCAUUACUGAGAUUGAAUGCGAAAUGGGCUUCAUCGCUAGCCCUAUCAAAGAGCGAUUACAGGGGGAUCUGGAAUUCUUUCUCGAAGAACGGAAGUGGAUCAUGGACCGCUUGCGUUCUCAAGACAUUUAGCGUCGAGUCUCGAAUGACAGAUCAAGCUCUUCAAGCUGGUUGAGCGAGUUGCAAAGCCUAAUGGUCAAUAAAUGCUCAGCAACUAGCGCAUCAUAUAGACCAAUUUCUUCGUAGUGAUUCUAGACCCCGAACACGUUGCCGACCACCACCGGCAGGAGCGCUUGGUGGAGGAGCAGCAGACGAUGUUGGCAGUGGAUUGGGGGUCGAGGCUAUGGAGCUUGUGUUGGGCACUGGCGUCGCUCUUACAGGGCUGGCGCUGGGCAUUGCCACAGAGGCUGCAGGUGCCUCUCCAGCCCCGCUGACGCGGUCUCCGUACAGCUGUCGUAUUUGGUUGCGUUCGCGCGCUUGCAUUUACUCCACCGUCGUUUAACACUUCUUCCGGUG